Molecule: messenger RNA, 1634 nt
Organism: Dioscorea cayenensis subsp. rotundata (Guinea yam)
Lineage: Eukaryota; Viridiplantae; Streptophyta; Magnoliopsida; Dioscoreales; Dioscoreaceae
Product: enoyl-[acyl-carrier-protein] reductase [NADH] 1, chloroplastic-like
Exons: 13
Coding region: 253-1410 (385 amino acids)
Biological process (GO): fatty acid biosynthetic process
Molecular function (GO): enoyl-[acyl-carrier-protein] reductase (NADH) activity
Source: RefSeq, a predicted model, not a curated record
CAGUGCUCUCACAAACUUCACGGCCUCUUCCAUUUUGAAAACAGAGUUCCAAAACCGAAAACCUAGAUAGGGUUUCGAGCUCGAGCUCCUCGAUCUCUCCGAAGGAAGCAGCAAUCCCUUGAAUUCAAUCAGCUCCCUUUUUAGUUUCCCUGCUUUCUUUACUGUUUUGUUCUAGCUUGGAGGUUGUCUAUAAAUUCAGUUCCUUUGAGGAGUUCCUCGCAGUGGUGCAUUGGGGAAUCAGUCUGGUGAAAGAUGGUGGCAAUGGUGGCUGCAGGAUUACAAAUGGUGGCAGCUAGACCCUACAUCUCUUCUUCUCGGAUGGUUUUGGCAUCAGGGAUGGCGGUUUCAGGGUUCAAUAAAAGAGUGUCUACUUGUGCAAAUAAGUUGAAGAGCUCUUUGCAUAUUUCCUCUGCCCAGCCUUUAGCAUUAAGUCGCACUUCAGUUUCAUUGAAAUUCAACAGCCUUGUGACAAGGGCUAUGUCUACAGAAAACGAGAAAAGUGGUGCCCCUGGACUGCCUAUUGAUUUAAGAGGCAAGAGAGCUUUUAUUGCUGGAGUAGCUGAUGACAAUGGUUAUGGGUGGGCGAUUGCCAAGGCUCUUGCCGCUGCUGGAGCUGAAAUUCUUGUUGGCACUUGGGUUCCUGCAUUGAAUAUUUUUGAGACUAGCUUAAGACGUGGGAAGUUUGAUGAGUCCCGAUUGUUGCCAAAUGGUUCUCUUAUGGAAAUUGUGAAAGUAUAUCCAUUGGAUGCAGUUUAUGAUGCUCCAGAGGAUGUACCUGAAGAUGUUAAAUCAAACAAGCGCUAUGCUGGAGCUUCAAAUUGGACUGUUACGGAAGUAGCUGAAUCUGUAAAGAAGGAUUUUGGAAGCAUUGACAUCCUUGUGCAUUCUCUUGCUAAUGGACCAGAGGUCACCAAACCCCUCCUGGAGACAUCUAGAAAAGGAUACCUUGCUGCAAUUUCAGCAUCAAGUUAUUCAUUUGUUUCUUUGCUCAAGCACUUCCUUCCAAUAAUGAAUCCAGGUGGGGCCUCAAUCUCUUUGACUUACAUCGCUUCUGAAAGGACCAUUCCAGGGUAUGGUGGAGGCAUGAGUUCGGCAAAAGCAGCGUUGGAGAGUGAUACCAGAGUACUGGCAUUUGAAGCUGCAAGAAAAGCCAAAAUCAGAGUCAAUACAAUCUCUGCAGGUCCAUUGGGUAGCCGAGCAGCCAAAGCAAUUGGAUUCAUUGAAAAGAUGAUUGACUAUUCAUAUGCCAAUGCUCCUUUGCAAAAGGAGCUCCUUGCAGAUGAGGUCGGGAAUGUAGCUGCAUUCUUGGUGUCUCCGUUGGCUUCUGCCGUGACAGGCUCUAUGGUUUAUGUUGACAACGGGCUUAAUACAAUGGGACUAGCACUUGACAGUCCAACUCUUGCAAUAUAAACCACCAAGGCUCAUGGAUAUUCACAUCUUGUUUCAGAGUAUUACCCUCCAGUUUUCUUCACUUAGCGGCUAUUAUCCAUCCGUAAAUGAGCUAAAGAGUUACCCUAUAACUCCUGUAGAUGCAUUGAGCUAUUAUGCUCAUCCUUUUGCUGUAGCUUGUUUGAAAUAAUUUUGUAUCAGAACAAUGUGAAUCUUUUGUUUGAAUUAUUGAAACAACUUUGUAC